Molecule: messenger RNA, 870 nt
Organism: Trachymyrmex cornetzi
Lineage: Eukaryota; Metazoa; Arthropoda; Insecta; Hymenoptera; Formicidae
Product: U3 small nucleolar RNA-associated protein 18 homolog
Exons: 3
Coding region: 79-870 (263 amino acids)
Biological process (GO): rRNA processing
Cellular component (GO): small-subunit processome; Pwp2p-containing subcomplex of 90S preribosome
Molecular function (GO): protein binding
Source: RefSeq, a predicted model, not a curated record
UUAGUAUGAACUACUAUUAAUAAAUAAAUUGUUUCCUUUUUAUAGGUGGAUGGUCAUACGAAUAAUAAAUUACAUAGCAUGCAAUUUAAAAAAUAUCCAAUUAGCAAAGCGAUAUUCAUGAAGGAAGGAACAGAAAUUUUGCUUGGUUCCCAAUAUUAUCCGUAUUAUCAUACUUACGAUUUAAUGAAUGGCAAGACAUAUAAAUUCUCUUUGCCACACAGGAUUACAAAUAUGAAGCGUUACGAAGUAUCCCCUGAUGGCAAAUUAAUAGCAUUGUGCGGAAGAUUGGGCGAGAUAUAUUUGUUACAUAGUUUUACUAAAGAAGUUGUUGGUACAUUCAGAAUGAAUUCGAAAUGUAGGGUACUAGCAUUCACGCCAGAUAAUAAAACACUUAUCUCACACGGUGAUGGCAGUGAAAUGUAUAUAUGGGAUUUGAAUACUCGCACAUGCAUAAAUCGUGCCAUAGAUGACGGAAGCUUAUCUUGUACAUCACUCGCCGUAUCUCCGAGCGGACAGUUCGUAGCCACAGGUAGUGCACAGGGCGUAGUUAAUCUCUAUGAUAUGAAAACUGUGUUGGAGGAUCAAAGUCCCGCGCCUCUAAAAAUUUGGAUGAAUCUUGUGACUAGGGUUACAAGCCUGAAAUUUAAUCUGACCUCCGAGAUACUGACUGCGGCGUCAGUUGACAAAUACAACGCAUUUAGAAUGAUGCAUCUACCAUCGUUUACCGUAUUCUCAAAUUUUCCAACGCUUCAGACUAAUAUAGGCAUGUCGCAAACGAUUAAUUUUUCUCCCGGUAGUGGUUAUCUCAGUAUUUCGAAUAGAACGGGUUCUGCCUUACUGUACAGAUUAAGACAUUAUGGAAAUUAUUAA